UCUGUCUCUCUCUUUCGCUAUCAAUCGCGUUUGUCGUGGCGGUCAACUGAUCAGAAAUAUAGCCAGAGCCAAGUUAAAAAAAAACAAAUAUAGCUGAAUUAAUUAUAAAAUUAAAAAAAAAAUUCAAUCAGCAUCUCAAACUUCAAUGGGGUUUCUUCGACUUGUUCUCGAGGCGGUUUUCGGUGGAAAGAGACGGAAGAAGAUGGUCAGAGGUAGUAGUAGUAGUGGUGGUGCUGUUGUUCGUGGCGGUAGUAGUGUUAAGCAGAGAGGCUUCUCAAUGAAUCCAAAAGACUACAAACUUAUGGAAGAAGUCGGCCAUGGAGCUAGCGCCGUUGUCUAUCGAGCGAUCUAUCUCCCGACCAAUGAAGUCAUCGCCGUCAAGUGUCUGGAUCUCGAUCGAUGCAAUAGCAAUCUGGAUGAUGUGAGGAGGGAAUCUCAGACUAUGAGUUUGAUAGACCAUCCAAACGUUAUAAAGUCGUUUUGUUCGUUUUCCGUCGACCAUAGUCUUUGGGUGGUGAUGCCAUUCAUGGCGCAAGGCUCUUGUCUGCAUCUUAUGAAGACUGCUUAUUCAGACGGGUUUGAAGAGUCGGCUAUUUGUUCUAUAUUGAAAGAAACUCUUAAAGCUCUUGAUUAUCUUCAUAAACAAGGCCAUAUCCACCGUGAUGUUAAGGCAGGAAACAUACUUCUUGAUGACAAUGGUGAGAUUAAGCUUGGCGAUUUUGGCGUGUCUGCUUGCUUGUUUGAUAACGGUGAUAGGCAACGUGCAAGAAAUACAUUUGUUGGUACUCCUUGCUGGAUGGCACCGGAAGUCUUGCAGCCCGGAAAUGGAUAUAAUUCCAAGGCUGAUAUCUGGUCGUUUGGUAUAACCGCACUUGAAUUGGCCCAUGGUCAUGCACCCUUCUCAAAAUAUCCCCCCAUGAAGGUGCUGCUAAUGACUAUUCAAAACGCACCUCCAGGUCUUGAUUACGACCGUGAUAAGAAAUUCUCAAAGUCCUUUAAAGAAAUGGUUGCAAUGUGUUUGGUGAAAGAUCAAACAAAAAGACCAACCGCUGAAAAGUUGCUGAAACACUCCUGCUUCAAAAACACUAAGCCCCCUGAGCUUGCUGUGAAGUCGUUAUUUGCUGAUUUGCCUCCUCUUUGGACACGUGUAAAAUCUCUUCAGGCCAAGGAUGCUGCACAGCUUGCCUUAAAGAGAAUGGCCACUGCUGAUGAGGAAGCUAUAUCAAUGAGUGAAUACCAAAGAGGAGUGAGCGCUUGGAAUUUUGAUGUCAAAGACUUGAAAACACAAGCAUCUUUGCUAAGUGAUGACGAUGGUCUAGAAGAGAGUCAGGAAGAUGAAGAAAUCUUCCAUACACGGUUUCAUAAUAAGGUGAAUGAUAGUCCGGUACUAUAUGAAAACAUGAACGGGAAGGAAAAGGUUUCCACUACUGAGGUGGAAGAACCAAACUGCGAAGAGAAGUUCACUUUCAUCACUAAUGCUUCUUCUGUGACACCAAACUCAGAGCAUGAAGUUCCUGAGGCCAAGGCUAAUAAGCCGGUAAGACGCCAAAGUCAGAGUGGACCACUUACAAGCAGGGCCGUUGUAUCAGCUUCAGAGAAAGGUCAAAUGUUUGAAAGAUCCGAGAGUGAACACCAGGCAGCCCCGUCUGUCAAAAGAGCUCCUAGCUUUAGCGGUCCUUUGAAUCUUUCAACUCGUGCUUCUUCAAACAGCUUGUCAGCUCCUAUUAAAUACUCAGGAGGAUUCCGUGAUUCUCUGGAUGAGAAGUCAAAGGGUAAUCUUGUUCAGAAAGGAAGAUUCUCAGUAACAUCAGGAAACUUGGACCUUGCUAAGGAUGUUCCAUUGAGUAUAGUCCCUCGUCGAUCUCCACAGGUUUGUUAUUCUAGUCUCUUCUCUAUUAUUGUAGAUUUGAUGAUUUCUUCUCCUCACCUGAUAAAUCAUACACUCAAUUUCCAGUCAUCCCCUCUGAGGAAAUCUGCUAGUGUUGGUAACUGGAUACCUGAGCCUAAAAUGCCAACGGUUCAGCCUCAGACCAUCAAGGAGUUAAGUAGCCAACCUAUGUCUCCCUCACUCAUCAUACCUCAACUUCAACAUAUUUUCCAGCAAAACUCAGUACAACAGGAUCUUCUUAUGAACUUACUGAGUAGUGUACAAUCCGCAGAGACGAUGGACGGUUCUCAAUCUGGGAAGUUACCACCUUUGCCUCGCUCAGAGACUAAUGGAACCGUUGAUUCUGUGCCUUCUGAGAGGGAGAGGAUGCUACUUAGCAGCAUCUCUGAGCUCCGUGCUAAGCUGAACGACUUAACGGAGGAACUCGAUUCAGAGAAAUCAAGAUACAACCAACUACAGCAGAAACUGAAAGCAUUCACUGGUCGCGAACUAGUGUAAGCAGGAGCGGGAAGCGAGGGCGGAAAAAACUGAGCUGCACAGAACCUGUAGGAGAACGAGUUGAAAAGUCUUAUCAAUAAAAAACCAGAUAAGACUGUUCAAAAAUACUAAAGGCUGUGAAGCAACAACAACAGCGAUUUUCUCUAGUUAGGUUCUGUGUGUGUUUCAGACGGUGAUGAUGACGACCACAACGAGAAAACUAGCAGUGUCUCUGCUUCUGAUGUAAAACUAACAGUUAAAAAGACAGCAGAAAAACGAAUACAAAAAAAUAAAAUUGAAAAGGAGAAGAAAGGCUCUCAACACCCACUUCGAAUUUUAUUAUCACACGUUUUGAACAAGUUUUUAUUCUUUUUUUGGUCUUUUUAUUGUUGUUAGUAAGAAAAGGGAAAUCACUUUUUGGAUCAUUUUGUGUAUUUGUUUAAUUUGUAAAUGCAAAUAUGAUUGACCUA
Messenger RNA from Brassica napus (rape), 2835 nucleotides. Its product is annotated as serine/threonine-protein kinase fray2. NCBI's taxonomy places the organism in Eukaryota, Viridiplantae, Streptophyta, Magnoliopsida, Brassicales, Brassicaceae. The transcript has 21 exons. The record is from RefSeq and is a predicted model, not a curated record. Gene Ontology annotation, molecular function: protein serine/threonine kinase activator activity; ATP binding; protein kinase activity. Bases 146 to 2386 code for a protein of 746 amino acids. Gene Ontology annotation, biological process: protein phosphorylation.